Messenger RNA from Phyllostomus hastatus (greater spear-nosed bat), 2627 nucleotides. RefSeq names its product secernin 1 (gene SCRN1). NCBI's taxonomy places the organism in Eukaryota, Metazoa, Chordata, Mammalia, Chiroptera, Phyllostomidae. The record is from RefSeq and is a predicted model, not a curated record. Gene Ontology annotation, molecular function: cysteine-type exopeptidase activity; dipeptidase activity. Gene Ontology annotation, biological process: proteolysis. The transcript has 9 exons. The coding region runs from base 182 to 1477 and encodes 431 amino acids.
GGGGGCGGCGGGCCCCAGCGCCGGGAGUCUGAGGAGGGGGAAGCGCCCGACGGCCGCCUCCGCCCCUGCCGCUGCAGCCCCGGAUGUCGCUGCAGUAGUCGCGCCCGCGGCGGCUCCCGCACCCUCGGCGGCUGCAGCAUCAGCACCGCAGAGCCGCUCCCUGAGCCCGCCGCCCGGCAGCAUGGCUGCAGCCCCUCCAAGCUGCUGCUUGGUGGCCUUCCCGCCGCGUGCGAAGGACGGUCUGGUGGUAUUUGGGAAAAAUUCAGCUCGGCCCCGGGAUGAAGUGCAAGAAGUCGUGUAUGUCCCGGCUGCCGAUCAUGAACCGGGGAGCAAGGUGGAGUGUACUUACAUCUCCAUCGACCAAGUCCCCAAGACCCAUGCCAUUGUGAUAAGCAGACCCGCCUGGCUUUGGGGGGCAGAAAUGGGAGCCAAUGAACACGGAGUGUGCAUAGCCAAUGAAGCCAUCAACGCCAGAGAACCGGCCACCGAGACGGAAGCCUUGCUGGGGAUGGAUCUGGUCAGGCUUGGUUUGGAAAGAGGGGCAGCGGCCAAGGAAGCCCUCGAUGUCAUCGUCGCCUUGUUGGAAGAGCACGGACAGGGCGGGAGUUAUUAUGAAGACCCCGCCUCCUGCCACAGCUUCCAGAGCGCCUACCUGAUCGUGGACCGCGAGGAGGCCUGGGUGCUCGAGACCGUGGGGAGGUACUGGGCCGCGGAGAGAGUCACAGAGGGAGUCAAGUGCAUUUGCAAUCAGCUUUCGCUCACCACUAAGAUUGACGCAGAGCAUCCUGAGCUCCGGAGUUAUGCCCAGAGUCAAGGCUGGUGGACGGGAGAGGACGAGUUCAAUUUUUCCGAAGUUUUUUCUCCAGCCGAUGACCAUCCACACUGCUGUGCAGGCAAAGACAGCUUGGAAAAGCAAGAAGAAAGCAUCAGUGUGCAGACUAUGAUUGACAUCUUACGGGACAAAGCCAGUGGCGUCUGCAUAGACUCCGAGUCUUUCCUCACCACAGCCAGCGCGGUGUCCGUCCUGCCCCAGAGCCGAAGCUCACCGUGCAUCCACUAUUUCACUGGGACCCCAGACCCUUCCAGGUCCAUUUUCAAGCCUUUCAUCUUUGUCGAUGAUGUAAAACCCGUCCCCAAAGUACAGUCUCCCUGCUUCGGGGACGAGGACCCUGCCAAAAAGGAGCCUCGGUUCCAGGAGAGACCCGACCGUCGGCACGAACUGUACAAGGCCCACGAGUGGGCACGUGCUGUCAUCGCCAGUGACCAGGAGCAAGGUCGCAAGCUGAGGAAGACCAUGCUGGGCCUGGAGCAGCAAGGCCUGGAGGCGAUGGAAGAGAUCCUGGCCAGCUCGGAGCCCCCGGACCCCGCCGAGGUGGGGGACCUUUUCUAUGACUGUGUGGACACGGAGAUCAAGUUCUUUAAGGACUGCUUUUCUAAAGGCAAUACGGAGAAAGUGAACAUUCAAGAUGAACUAUGAAAACAACGUUUAAAGGUCAGCGUGUAAAUAGCGUCCUAGAAUGCCGUGUGUGUGCGCAUCAAGACUUGGGGGGAGGGGUGGUGCCAUGCAUGCUUUGCGCAGGAGGAAGACAUGGCCGUGAAGGACAGACCGUCUCCCCCACCCCCCCACCCCAUAACCAGGCCUAGGCUAGUGGGCCUCGUCUAGUAGAAGGGGUUUACCGUAGAGGACGACGGCCCCCAGACCCUUAAGGGACGGGGUGGGGCAGAGGCUCCAGGAAACGUGCAUUAACUAAGCAGAGGUAGCGUGCUCUUUCAUGCUUGGAGCUGGUGUGGAACUUUAGGUAGAGGAAGGGUGGUGUCCUUGCGAUUACGGUGGUUCUUUAGUGCCCAAUAACAUAAGGCACAGUGUUAUUGUUAGAAAGUCUUUCUUACAGGCUACGCUGCCUAUUAGAUAUUAGCAGUGAGGUUCCUUCGCUACCGGGUGAAUUAUUCGGCAUAAAAACAUAAUUGUCCACCGGGCAAACUACUUUGCUCCCUCACUGAUGUCAUCCCAAGUGUGACAUCCCAGUGGCACAGGUGUGACACAGCUGUGCCUGGCCCAGCAGGGAAGCUGGGUCCAGGUAGGACCGGUGCACUUGUUAUGAAGCCACCACCUGCAGUCAUUUGUGGGGAAGGUCUUCCGCUGAGCUCUCAGCUUUUGGGGAGGCUGCGUAUGGGGGAAGCGGGAGGGGAACCCGCCAGCUGGCCGUUCUCGUAGAAAGGGGGCGGCGGCAGGUCCCAGGCACACGCUGUGCCAGGACGCCCUCCCUGCAGCUGUGGCAUUUCAUCCCGCCGGGCCCUGGGUCCCGGCUCCCCUCCUGUGUUUGUGUCGAAUGUGCUUUCAGCUGAUGGACUUCAAGCAUCCCGAAAUGUCACGUGCGGAUUUCUCGGGGGGGAUGAGAACGCACAUGUCUGCGACCACGUCGUGAGACGUCAGGCCUGUGAGCUGGGAAAUGCUAUGGGCGGGGGUAAUGCAAAGGAAAGUGUGUAUUUCCUUCCGUGGGGACUGACCGCGUAGACGCCACAGCCUUUUGUACAAGUGUCUAAAACCAGAUAACUUCCCCAUCCAGUGCUUGCCCUUGGACUUGUCUCUCAAUACAUCAUGCUUACAAUAAAAAAAAAUAUGGAAA